Molecule: messenger RNA, 2234 nt
Organism: Apis cerana (Asiatic honeybee)
Lineage: Eukaryota; Metazoa; Arthropoda; Insecta; Hymenoptera; Apidae
Gene: puml
Product: pummelig
Biological process (GO): lipid homeostasis; phosphatidic acid biosynthetic process
Cellular component (GO): lipid droplet; mitochondrion
Molecular function (GO): lysophosphatidic acid acyltransferase activity; carboxylic ester hydrolase activity
Source: RefSeq, a predicted model, not a curated record
UUAUCAUGAAUUUUAUUAAUUUACAAGAUUUACAAGUUAAUAAUUUCAAUUAUAUUAAAAAAUACGAAGUUAGUUAAAACAGAAACAGUUAUUGCACUUUUUAAAAAAAAUUUACAAUAUGUAUAUACCUAUAUCUUAUGAAUAUUGGUUAUCACGAUGAUUUUAGGUUAUGUUACUUUCAUUAGAUAUAAUACUUUGUUAUCAUAAUAAUCUUAUUUCAAAAAAAUAAUGUGUUAAUACAUUGCAAUCAAUAUGUAUUUAAAAAAAAAUACAUAUAACAAUAAACAAUGAAACAGUGUAUACUGGAAUUCUUACCGACUAGAUAAUAGAAUUGGUUACGUCGUCGUAUUCAUUUUCCAUAUUGUCAACAAAGAAAUCAUCGUAUACGAACAACUACAGCAUCGUAAAAGCUAAUGGCAGAUUAUGAAAUUGUCAAAUCGAAAAGCUGGUUUUGGGAAUGGUUUAGCUGGUCUGGCUCAUCUUCAACUAUGUUACGUGCUGCGGAGAAAAAAAUUCUUUCUUGUUUGAGAACAGCAUAUAGAGGAUGGUAUGUGGAUAUAGGACCAGUUGUAGGAACAUCAGAUAAGAUAUGGACCAUUUCUUUGAAUGAAGAAUCAACAAAAACACCAAUUGUCUUAUUACAUGGUUUAGGAGCAGGUGUGGCAUUGUGGUGUUUAAAUCUUGAUGCAUUGGCUUCUCAAAGGCCAGUAUAUGCUAUUGACAUAUUAGGUUUCGGUAGAAGUAGUCGUCCUGUUUUUAGUAACGAAGCUCAAGAAGCUGAGAGUCAAUUAGUUCGCUCUAUUGAGGAAUGGAGAAGAGAAAUGCAGUUAGAAAAAUUUGUACUGUUAGGUCAUUCAAUGGGUGGUUUUCUUGCAGCAUCAUAUAGCAUGCAAUAUCCUGAAAGAAUUAAACACCUAAUUCUUGCCGAUCCAUGGGGUUUUCCAGAAAGACCUGUAGAUCGAAUUUCCAGAGUUCCUAUGUGGGUAAAAGUUAUAGCAUAUGUAAUCGAACCAUUGAACCCACUUUGGCCAGUCAGAGUAGCUGGUCCAUUUGGACAAUGGUUAAUUGAAAAAACAAGGCCAGAUAUAGUAAAAAAAUUUGCACCUGUAUUAAAAGAUGAUACUGCUGUGAUUUCACAAUAUUUACAUCAAUGUAAUGCUCAAACACCAUCUGGUGAGAGUGCAUUUCAUGCAAUGAUGCAACAUUUUGGCUGGGCCAAAAAUCCUAUUGUUAAAAGAAUGGAUAAAUUAAAUCCAGAAAUUCCAAUAACUUUAUUAUAUGGUAGUCGAUCUUGGGUUGAUAAUUCAUCUUGGGAAACACUUAAGCAAGCUAGAGCAUCGUCUUAUAUUAAUGUUCAGGCUAUAACAGGAGCAGGGCAUCAUGUUUAUGCUGAUAAAAGUGAAAUUUUCAAUAAAUAUGUAUUAGAAGCAUGUAAUCUAAGUGAUUCCAUAUCCCAUUUAACAGCAUCAGAUAUUCGAUCAAACUCUAAGUCGAUAAAUGAGCAACAAAUUUCAUUAAUUUUAACAAACGAGGAAGUUGAUUCUAAAACUGCGAAAGGACAGGAAUUGAACACGCCAUAAGCACGAUCUAGUUAAAAUUUAUUUAAAAUUUAAAAAGUAUAAAAUUUGAUAAUUGAAUCGUACUGUUUUGACUUUAAUUGCAGUCAAAUGACUGCAUGAAUUGUGUGAUUUAGAUUAGAUAUAUGUAUUGCAACGUACCAAACAAUAAUUACAUGUUGAUUAAUGUUAUUUAAUUAUUUUCUAAUUUAUGUUAUACUUUGUUAAUGCUGUAAUUUAUAAUUUCUUGAAUUGUUUCAAGAAUAAUGGAGCUCAAUUCUUAGUUUAAGCUCAUUGAUUUAUCAUUUAUAUUUCUAAACAAUAGUUGAACAUUAAAAUAUCUAAUUUUUUUAUAAAUUUUAAUUUCUUCAUAAGAUUGUAUAUUUUAAUAAAAUAUAAAUAUAUUUUAAUAAAAGAGUAAUAGUACUAAUUAUAGAAAUAUUUAAAUAUUUGUGCUUGAUUAAAAGCAUAAUGUGUAAUAUUAAAAUCAAAUUCAAUCAAUGGGAUCAAUAUUCAUAUAUAUAUAGAUAUAUAUAUAUAUAUAUAUAUAUAUAUAUAUAUAAAUCAUAUUAUAAAUUUAAUACAGAAGGUCAAACUGUAUAUUAUGUACAAAUAUAUUAUAUGACUAAAUUAAAUGUAAGAUAUAAUAAUAAACGAAAUAAAUAUUGUUGAUAUUAA